Pectinophora gossypiella (pink bollworm) is the source of this 1074-nucleotide messenger RNA. It is a transcript of the gene Arl5, whose product is annotated as ADP-ribosylation factor-like protein 5B. NCBI's taxonomy places the organism in Eukaryota, Metazoa, Arthropoda, Insecta, Lepidoptera, Gelechiidae. The transcript is spliced from 5 exons. Gene Ontology annotation, cellular component: cytoplasm; trans-Golgi network. The record is from RefSeq and is a predicted model, not a curated record. Gene Ontology annotation, biological process: intracellular protein transport; vesicle-mediated transport; protein localization to Golgi membrane. Gene Ontology annotation, molecular function: GTP binding; GTPase activity. Bases 299 to 838 code for a protein of 179 amino acids.
UUCACUUGAGUGGCAACAGCAACAUCGAAAGGUGAUAUAAUUUGUCGUAAAACGGAACGCAUUGCAAACAUGAGAGUUCGACGCGUAACAUAUUUUUCAUAAUGUAUUCUUAAAAAUUCGUAUUUUUAUAACAAGUUGUACUGUACCCUUUAGUAGACGGAGUAUUUUUAAUGGGAAACAAAAUAUAUACGUCCCAAAAUAAUAGUGACUGUUGUUAUGUGUACGAAAGCAUGAAAUAGCAAGUAGUUUGCCUUCAAGCCUUUGUCCCUUUUGGUCUUCGCAUAUUACAUGAUCUAUAAUGGGCUUAUUAAUUUCUAAAAUAUGGAGCCUCUUUGGGAAUGAGGAGCAUAAAUUAGUUCUGGUUGGCCUAGAUAAUGCUGGGAAGACUACUAUACUGUACCAGCUUCUCUUGGGAGAAGCAGUACAUACAAGGCCUACAAUUGGUUCCAAUGUGGAAGAGGUGGUGUGGAGGAACCUGAGGUUUGUUAUGUGGGACCUUGGUGGACAGCAAAGUCUACGUUCAGCGUGGAAUACUUACUACACAAAUAGUGAGUUUAUCAUCAUGGUGAUUGACUCCACUGACAGACAACGUUUGAGUAUAAGCCGAGAAGAGCUUCAUCGUAUGCUGACUCACGAAGAACUUAGUAAAGCCUGUCUCCUUGUUUUUGCAAAUAAACAGGACAUUAAGGGAUCCAUGAGUGCAGCGGAAAUAUCGCAACAGUUGGACUUGACUUCCAUUAAGCAGCAUCCGUGGCACAUACAGGCCUGCUGUGCUCUAACUGGGGAAGGGUUACAUUUGGGUCUAGAAUGGAUAGCAAGCAGAAUUAAGAAGAAAUGAUAUUAACUUUCGUUACUUUACCUAGUGUAUAUCUAUGUGCAGUGGGGUGUUGUGGUAUUGCAUAAAGCAAGUAUGGAUGUUAAUGUUACUAUUAUUUAGAUAAUGAAAUAUAUUUUUAAUAAUGUCUAACACAAUAAAACAACUAAUUGACUAAGUUUUUAAAUGAAAUUGUCAGAAUUUUAUGUCGAUUGUUUCAAAUGACGGAAUAUGUAUAAUUAAAUAAAACAUACAUGGUA